Cucurbitaria berberidis CBS 394.84 is the source of this 858-nucleotide messenger RNA. RefSeq lists its product as uncharacterized. The record is from RefSeq and is a predicted model, not a curated record. Lineage: Eukaryota; Fungi; Ascomycota; Dothideomycetes; Pleosporales; Cucurbitariaceae. The transcript is spliced from 2 exons. Bases 1 to 858 code for a protein of 285 amino acids.
AUGGAUGAGCCGAUUCCCGCAGCCGAACAGUCAAACUACGAAACCUUCCGUGACUGCCUGAGCGAACCGGUUUUACGAGCUCUGGCAGCACCAGUCGAAGAGCAAAAGCCGAAGAAAAGAAGACAUGCGAAGAGGAGCUCGAAAAGCAAGAUUGCUGGCGCUGUAGAGAGGGGCAAGGCGCAGACGAAUACCAAUGGCAGUGUCGAAGCGACAGAAGCCCAAGCAUCCGACGCAGAGGACUUGGGAGACUUCAUCGAGUAUCUAAGCGCCCUCAUCUUCGCCUCCCUCCCCCCAGACCUCCGAACCCUAUCCUACUCCAAGUACAAAGACUCUACGCGUCUACAAGAUCUCUACACGACACCCCUCUCUGCAUCAACAUACACGCUCGUCCUAAACACCAUCUCCCCAACUGUAAUCGACAGCCUCGAAUCUUACGCCCUCCUCCCACCCGCCGCAGACGCAACCGAUCUACGAAACCUCCUCCUCCCCGUUCUCACAGCAUACACUACAGCUGCAACAGCCCCGCCGCCUAUAUGGAGCUCGACGCGCACAACAGCGUGUGAGCUGUGUGGCAGAGAUUGGGUGCCGCUGACUUAUCAUCAUUUGAUACCCAAGAGUGCGCACGAGAGGGUGUUGAAGAGAGGGUGGCAUACUGAAGAGAUGCUGAAUAGUGUGGCGUGGUUGUGUAGGGCGUGUCAUUCGUUUGUGCAUAGAUUGGCGAGUAAUGAGGGGCUGGCGAAAGGCUUCUAUACGCUUGAGCUGAUUAGAGAGGGUGGGGUGGAGGGGGACGCGGAUAAGAGAGCGGAGGUCGAGGGUUGGGUUCGGUGGGUGGGUGGUGUGCGGUGGAGGAGUCGGUGA